Messenger RNA from Culicoides brevitarsis, 2202 nucleotides. RefSeq names its product sodium-dependent serotonin transporter. The record is from RefSeq and is a predicted model, not a curated record. Gene Ontology annotation, molecular function: serotonin:sodium:chloride symporter activity; serotonin binding. Gene Ontology annotation, biological process: sodium ion transmembrane transport; serotonin uptake. NCBI's taxonomy places the organism in Eukaryota, Metazoa, Arthropoda, Insecta, Diptera, Ceratopogonidae. The coding region runs from base 271 to 2202 and encodes 643 amino acids. The transcript has 9 exons. Gene Ontology annotation, cellular component: plasma membrane; neuron projection.
GAGUCAGCCUCAUCGGCUGAAAAAAAGAAGAAAAGGAGAGAAAAAGUGAAAAAGCACUUCAUGGCAUUUUUCCAUCAUCCGUGAAUCAAAUAUGGGAAAAGUCGUCAAAUGUUGUUGUUGUCCCGUGCGAAUUAAAAAAUUUUAAAGAAAAAAAAAUCACAAAAAAACAUUCGAAUGCAUUAAAUGAUUGCUCGGAGCAGCGAAUUACGAUUAUAACGUCGAUUAUUGUGAGAUUUGGGCGACGAGGCGGCGAGCCCGCAAUAGCGCGCUAUGUCAUGUAAUGACCAAGAGACGACAACGACGAAGAGCACAACGGAAAAUAAUGGAAAAACGGCGGAUUGGACGCUGUAUCAGCGAAAUGUGUCAAGCAACGUCGGAAGUCAACAUCUCGCUGAACCGGAAAACAAUGAUUCGGGCGCCGACGACGAAAGUCAAAGUCAGUCGAGGGAAAAUGAUCCGUUGCAACCAAAGCAUAAAACUUCCGCAAGUAGCAAUAAAGAGAAAGUUUUGAUUGUAUCUCUUUCGAAUCAACGUACUCGCGAAACAUGGAGCCAAAAGGCGGAAUUCUUACUCGCCGUUAUCGGAUUCGCUGUCGAUCUCGGAAACGUUUGGAGAUUUCCCUACAUUUGCUACCAAAAUGGCGGAGGAGCCUUUUUAAUCCCGUAUUGCAUCAUGUUGUUGCUCGGAGGUCUUCCGCUUUUCUACAUGGAACUUGCUCUCGGACAAUUUCAUCGUUGCGGAUGUCUCAGUAUCUGGAAACGCAUUUGUCCCGCACUCAAAGGUGUUGGAAUUGCAAUUUGUAUAAUUGACAUCUAUAUGGGCAUGUAUUACAACACGAUUAUUGGAUGGGCAGUUUAUUAUCUCUACGCUUCCUUCACUACUGAGCUACCGUGGACCAAAUGCGGCAAUGAAUGGAAUACAGAUGCGUGUUCCCCCGUGUAUUCAAUUAAUAAUGCAACCAACAUCACAAAUACAUCGAGUCCUGCAAAGGAGUUCUUUGAGCGCAAAGUUCUCGAGCAAUACAAAUCCGAUGGGCUUAACUACAUGGGCCCGAUAAAACCUGAGCUCGCUCUUUGUGUCUUCGGCGUCUUCAUUCUCGUCUAUUUUUCGCUUUGGAAAGGCGUCAAGAGCUCCGGAAAAGCUGUUUGGUUCACAGCAAUUAUGCCGUAUAUCGUGCUGAUUAUCCUUCUCGGGCGAGGCGUUACUCUUCCGGGAUCUGGAGAUGGCAUCAUGUACUAUUUAACGCCUCAAUGGCACAAAUUGAAGAACACGAGAGUUUGGAUAGAUGCUGCAAGUCAAAUUUUCUUUUCGCUCGGACCGGGCUUUGGAACGUUACUUGCGCUUUCAAGUUAUAAUAAAUUCAAUAACAACUGCUAUCGUGAUGCGCUGAUAACGAGUUCGAUUAAUUGUUUGACGAGCUUUUUAGCUGGAUUUGUAAUUUUCAGUGUGUUAGGUUAUAUGGCGCACGUGCAAAAAACAACAAUCGAUAAAGUUGGGCUCGAAGGUCCCGGAUUAGUGUUCAUUGUGUAUCCAGAAGCCAUUAGCAUGAUGACGGGAAGUGUAUUUUGGUCCAUAAUCUUCUUCAUUAUGUUAAUAACUUUAGGACUCGAUAGUACAUUUGGCGGGCUCGAGGCGAUGAUUACGGGAAUUGCAGAUGAAUAUCCUCGAGUUAUUGGACGACAUCGUGAGAUAUUUGUCUUUUUCGUCUUAUGUGGUAUUUAUUUGUGUGCUUUACCAACAAUGACCUACGGCGGGGUAUAUUUAGUGAAUUUCCUGAACGUUUACGGGCCCGGAUUAGCAAUUCUCUUUGUCGUUUUUGUCGAAGCUGCGGGAGUUUUUUGGUAUUAUGGCGUCGAUAACUUUUCCGCCGACAUCGAGCAAAUGUUAGGCGAGAAACCUUCCCUCUUUUGGCGAUUAUGUUGGAAAUAUGUCAGUCCAACCUUCCUCUUCGUAAUUUUAAUUUUCUCCGUGCUCGGUUACGAAGAGAUGCUCGGCGAAGAAUACGAAUAUCCCGAAUGGAGCAGCACCGUUGGAUGGAUGUUGACUCUUUCGAGCGUUUUGUGCAUUCCGGGCUACAUGAUUUACAAAUUCCUGCGAAGUCCCGGCGGAUGUCGACAUCGUUUGCGACAAACGUUCAAACCGGAUUUGGUAAUAAGUCCCGUGCCGAAUCAGUAUCAAAUGGAUGGAAGUACAGCAGUUUGA